Molecule: messenger RNA, 717 nt
Organism: Haliotis rufescens (red abalone)
Lineage: Eukaryota; Metazoa; Mollusca; Gastropoda; Lepetellida; Haliotidae
Product: DNA translocase FtsK-like
Exons: 3
Coding region: 1-717 (238 amino acids)
Source: RefSeq, a predicted model, not a curated record
AUGGCAGGAAGAGUAUCACAAAGCAUACCGCACCCUCAGUGCUCCACAGCACCCAAGAGCACCCCUCAGUGCCCCAUAGCACCCAACAGCACCCUCAGUGCUCCAUACCGCCCAACAGCACCCUCAGUGCUCCACAGCACCCAACAGCGCCCCUCAGUGCCCCAUAGCACCCAGCAGCACCCCUCAGUGCCCCAUAGCACCCAACAGCACCCCUCAGUGCCCCAUAGCUCCCCUCAGUGCCCCAUAGCACCCAACAGCACCCCUCAGUGCCCCAUAGCACCCCUCAAACCCAACAGCACCCCUCAGUGCCCCAUAGCACCCAACAGCACCCUUCAGUGCCCCAUAGCACCCAACAGCACCCCUAAGUGCCCCAUAGAGCCCAACAGCACCCUCAGUGCUCCACAGCACCCAACAGCACCCUCAGUGCUCCAUAGAGCCCAACAGCACCCUCAGUGCUCCAUAGAGCCCAACAGCACCCCUCAGUGCCCCAUAGCACCCAACAGCACCCUCAUUGCUCCACAGCAUCCAACAGCACUCUCAGUGCUCCACAGGAUCCAACAGCACCCCUCAGUGCCCCAUAGCACCCAACAGCACCCUCAUUGCUCCACAGCAUCCAACAGCACUCUCAGUGCUCCACAGGAUCCAACAGCACCCUCAUUGCUCCACAGCAUCCAACAGCACCCCACAGUGCCCAAUAGCACCCUCAUUGCUCAAUAG